CUCUCUCCACUGUUACUGGUCCUCCUUUCAUCGCUUCACUCACAAGUUGGAGUCAGUUGAUCCGGAGCCCACAAACUCGCUCGCCUCACAGUUACGAACAGAGCCGAGAAACGGGACAUGCUGGUCAGUGGACGCUUUUCUGUCCACUUACGAAGUGCCCUCAGAAGUUAUCCCGGUCUCAGAGCUCAGAUUCGCGCAGUCGGUGACCGUUAUAAACGCCGUAUGUGUGGAGAAUGGGCAGCUGGAAUGUGUGGAGAAUAAGGAUGUAAACGGCGGGAAAGAAGCCCGGAGACACGGGAGAGACACCAGACAGUCCUCAAAUCCUAUGGCUUGAAGUUUCAGGCGUCUUCUCUGGCAGGAGCUCAUGGAUUUCCUCGUGGAGUAUGCCAACAAUGAGACUUACCAUGACAACGAGACAGAGGCCUUCAACAGCACUGGCUGCGAAGCCAAGCACCAGUAUAACUAUUAUGCCAUGCUCCUGACACUACUCAUCUUUGUCAUCGUUUUUGGCAACGUGCUGGUGUGCAUGGCUGUCUCGCGAGAGAAAGCCCUGCAGACCACCACUAAUUACCUGAUCGUCAGCCUGGCAGUGGCGGAUCUUCUGGUGGCCACGUUAGUCAUGCCCUGGGUGGUGUAUCUGGAGGUUGUGGGAGAGUGGCGCUUCAGUAGAAUCCACUGUGACAUCUUUGUCACACUGGACGUCAUGAUGUGCACAGCCAGCAUCCUUAAUCUGUGUGCUAUUAGUAUUGACAGGUACACAGCUGUUGCCAUGCCGAUGUUGUACAACACGCGGUACAGCUCGAAGCGGCGCGUAACUGUAAUGAUCUCGGUGGUUUGGGUUCUCUCCUUCGCCAUCUCCUGCCCCCUGCUGUUUGGGUUAAACAACACAGCAACACGUGACGAUGCUGUGUGUGAGAUCGCCAACCCGGCCUUUGUGGUCUACUCCUCCAUAAUGUCCUUUUACGUACCCUUCAUCAUCACGCUCCUCGUCUAUGUGCAGAUCUACGUGGUGCUGCGUAAGCGUCGGAAACGGGUCAACACCAAGCGUAGCUGCCAGAAGGCUGAUGCUGAGCCCCAGCCUCCGCUCAAGGAGAAGUGCACUCACCCGGAGGACGUGAAACUCUGCACAGUUAUCGUUAAAACCAAUGGGAGUUUGCCUGCCAAAAACAAGAAAACAGUAAAGGUGGUCCAGCAGGGCGGUGGUGUAGAAAUGGGUCUGGUGGCCAGCACCAGUCCUCCAGAGAAAAUGAAGCUGGCAGCCACCUCAGCAGGAAACCUUCUGGCCAGCCAGAGCCCCAGCCACGCCUCACCUUCGCACGAGGAAUGGCAGCCCAACAGCGACGGGAAGAACGGCCAUGCCAAGGAUGCCCAGACCCCCAAAGAGGCCAAACCCUUCGAAACGCAGGCCUUACCCAAUGGCAAAACCCGCACCACCGUCACUAAGACCAUGAGCAAGAGGAAGAUGUCCCAGCACAAAGAGAAGAAGGCCACACAGAUGUUAGCCAUCGUUCUAGGUGUUUUCAUUAUAUGCUGGCUGCCCUUCUUCAUCACUCACAUCUUGAAGACUCACUGCACAAGCUGCUACGUGCCUCUGGAAAUGUACAACGCCUUCACGUGGCUCGGCUACGUGAACAGCGCCGUAAACCCCAUCAUUUACACCACCUUCAACGUGGAGUUCCGCAAGGCUUUCAUGAAGAUCCUGCAUUGCUGA
Molecule: messenger RNA, 1711 nt
Organism: Colossoma macropomum (tambaqui)
Lineage: Eukaryota; Metazoa; Chordata; Actinopteri; Characiformes; Serrasalmidae
Gene: drd2b
Product: dopamine receptor D2b
Exons: 8
Coding region: 365-1711 (448 amino acids)
Biological process (GO): adenylate cyclase-inhibiting dopamine receptor signaling pathway; adenylate cyclase-activating adrenergic receptor signaling pathway
Cellular component (GO): glutamatergic synapse; presynaptic membrane
Molecular function (GO): G protein-coupled receptor activity; dopamine neurotransmitter receptor activity, coupled via Gi/Go
Source: RefSeq, a predicted model, not a curated record